Suillus plorans is the source of this 1362-nucleotide messenger RNA. RefSeq lists its product as uncharacterized. NCBI's taxonomy places the organism in Eukaryota, Fungi, Basidiomycota, Agaricomycetes, Boletales, Suillaceae. The record is from RefSeq and is a predicted model, not a curated record. Bases 1 to 1362 code for a protein of 453 amino acids. The transcript has 9 exons.
AUGGCACCUCGUAAGCCUACCUCCAAGCCAAAGCACGCCCCCUCACCACCUGCCGCGAAACAGCAGGUGCGCACUGCAAGUGGUCAAGAGCGGCAACCAACUGAAAAAGAGAACUACCAUCUCAGCGAAUCCCAACAUGUUGUCCAUCGCCAAGAAAUCAAGGAAACCCGGACGGCAAAACAGAAGAAGAAGGCCUUAAAGGUUGCCUACCAAGGGCAUCCUGACGUCUUCGAGAAAGAGCCGUCAGAGCUCCUUAGCGAUAUGGACAGGCAAGAAGACACAAUGUUCUCUGAUCACAGUGUUGAUACAAGGUUGUCCAACACUGAUAGCCUGACAUUCAGUACAGGGAAAAUCCCUCUGAGGUUGCGCAACCCAUCCAUACCUACAACUAAAGGACCAAAAGCGCCGCAUAAUGUUGACGAGUCAACAGACGACGAUGACGACGACGCUGCCGACGAUGACGACGAUGAUGAUGACGAACAGUUGCCUGCAGCUCGAGGGACCAACGACUUUGAUGAAAUCUCAAAAGAGAUUCUCAUAACUGCUUGCUCCGUUUAUCGGUGUCUCAUCGUCACACAGGCACCUUUUCCAGAUUCCAUUGCAGCUGAGACAAAACUGGCGAAAGAGGUCUGGCACGAGGCAUGUCAACUCAAAGGUGUUGACGUCAAACUGACCCCUUCGGCAGUGAAUAUGCUAUUAAAACGCGCUUCACACGUGCAAGGUGAACUCAAGAUGAAGAUGCGUCCGCUCACGGCUUCAUUUCACGGCUUCCGCUCAAGUAAUUCUAUGGAGGUGAUAAGGUCAAACCGAGAUCUCGCGGAGAGAUUGAAAAUUGGCUCGAUCUUUGUUUUCAAGGACCUGUCAUCGAAGUCAGGCAUCUACAAGACCGAGUUGCUUCAACAGGGUAUCAAUGGCAUGUGGUUCUUGAACCGAAGUGACGAGGGUGUCAUCUACCACAAAUACUUCGACCCCAUCCCUAUCAAAACUAUUGCGCUCGUGCUUACAGCUAUAGAAUGUUGUGUUGAUGAGUGGUCGCAAGGCAUCAAAGAGGACAUCAAGUUCACAUCUGCUAGUUAUGGGGCCGUCUACAACCAUCAUUUCAGCUCACUGCAACACUUUGAUGAGCGCACUGCACCUUACAAACUCCUCUCGAAAAUUCGUAUCAAUCUGCAUGAUACAGCACACUUCCAUGCAGGUGUCGCAUCACUCAUUCCAUUGUCGGCUACAUCCCAGGCCCACAUCGACGACACAGCAUUUGAAGACACUAUUCGAGAGUACCAGUGUGAGGGGAAGGAUGCGGCAGUCGAGGAUGAGGUCGAGGAGUAUGAGUAUCCUAGUAGCGAGGGUGGGGAUGAUGAAUAG